Molecule: messenger RNA, 1074 nt
Organism: Haliotis rufescens (red abalone)
Lineage: Eukaryota; Metazoa; Mollusca; Gastropoda; Lepetellida; Haliotidae
Product: toll-like receptor 2
Exons: 1
Coding region: 1-939 (312 amino acids)
Biological process (GO): toll-like receptor signaling pathway; inflammatory response; immune response
Cellular component (GO): membrane
Molecular function (GO): protein binding; transmembrane signaling receptor activity
Source: RefSeq, a predicted model, not a curated record
AUGGGAUGGAAGUCAAAUACAUUUGAGAAUAUGACGAAGUUGAAAAAGUUAUACUUGUCAAGUAAUCAAAUCACAACACUAGAAGAGAACAUUUUACCACUAGAAUUAAGGAAAAAUAUAACAGACAUUGAACUGGCCCGAAACCCCUUUUCUUGUACGUGCACCAUAAAUUGGUUGAUCCAAUGGAUGCGUACAAAACCAAACAAGUUUGGUUUCAAGAAGUAUGCGAGUCACAAAGCAACAUACAAUUGCUCAAGUCCGCCAAGUCUGAAAGGUGUACAUCUGUUAGAUGUGAAGAUGUCGGAAAUCACAUGUUUAAUGGAUAAAGAAGUGAAAGUUACAACUCUUACCUUAAGUGUUGUGCUUAUAGCGUUCCUGGUGACAGGGGCAGUGAUGUAUCGUUACCGUUGGCACAUCCGAUACUUCAUCUACAUGGUCAGAUAUAGUCGACGUCAGGAGGUGGACAACGCCGACUACGAAUAUGACGCAUUUGUAGCCUAUUGUGCACCAGAUCGCACCUGGGUCAUUAAGACUCUACUUCCAGUUCUUGAAGGCAAGGAGAACCUUAAACUUUGCCUUCAUGAUAGAGACUUUCAAGUUGGAAAAUUAAUUGUUGAUAACAUCGUUGACUCAAUUCAAGGAAGUCGGAAAAUUAUUAUCGUCCUCUCCAACGAGUUUGCCCAGAGUGGAUGGUGCCAGUUUGAGCUGAAUCUCAUCCAGCGUCACGUGCUCGAAAAUGGACAGCGCCUCCUGGUGGUGGUGAUGCUGGAGGAGAUAGACACACGUCACGUGACCAAAGCUAUGAGAGCCAUGUUGCAGACGACAACCUACCUGAUGUGGGGCGAGGAAGAGUAUGCCAGAAAAGCCUUCUUCAACAGACUGAGGAUGUUACUUCAUAAAUCAACUGGACAUCAAGGGAGAAGAAGAUUAUCAGUGUAGUGGGCUGUCUUGACAGGCCAACCUCGUAUGACUGGAAUAAUGCCGAAUGCGGCGUUAAACACCAACGCGGUCACGAAUUGGAAGAAGCGGAUCAUGCGGGAAUAAAGAGCUUAGAACGCCUGUUCACACAAAAUG